UCCGGCGGAGAUGGUCUGGCUACGCGAGACUAUUGCCUAUUGCUCAGAACUGCGUGCGUCAUGGACUCAAGACAAGCAGACAGUUUUUUAGAACCAAGCAUCCAAAGCAAAGAAUUUGGUGAGGAAAGAGUCGCAGAACGGUCGUCUGUUGCUACCAGUCAACUGACGGAAGAGAAGCCAACGUCAAAAACCAGUCAGAGUAAUGGAGAAACAGCAACACGUCCUCAAGAGUACGAAUCACCAGACUAUUUAUGGAAGAAAUGGAUUCUUCCUCUAUUUUAUGAUUUAGUGCAAAUUCUCCCAGUCGAACCCAUUCUUGAUAAGCUACUGAGUACGAAUCAGGUGACACUAGAGGAGUUCGAUAAACUGAAGCAAAUGAGUGGAGACGUUGAACGAGCUCGUUAUCUGUUGAUUAACAUCUUACCUUAUCGAGGCAACGAAGCUUUUUACAUGUUUUGUGAUACUUUGUUGGAAGUUGGUGGUUAUGAUCAAAUAUUACAUCUUAUACAACCAGAUAAACAUCCAGAUCCACACAAGAGAGAAACCAAAGAAAUAAUUGCACAAUUAGUACAUGGGGCAAGAUCUCGUCGGCUAGUUGUACCCGAAGAGUCUCCACAAGACAAAGGAAAGCCAGAGCGGAAGGAACUUUUUCCGUUUGAACUGGCAAAGAGAAAUUUUCCUCAUGCGUGUGGUCGGAAUGCAAUUAUCACCACAAUGUCGCGUUACUUUUGGAAAGGAGAACAUGAACAUGCAGUGAAUGUCGACAUUAGUGAUUGUCGUUUGAUGUGCAUUUGUGCUCAAGGUGGGGCGGGCAAAUCAUGUGUAGCAGCCAACUAUGCAAGGAUUUACAGAAAGUCAUACGAAGGAGGAGUUUUCUUUAUCAGCUCAAGAACAAGCGCAUCUUUAAGACACUCAAUUCAAAAAUAUAUCGUUCGCCUAAGUUGUGAGAAAGAUGAUGUUGCAAGUCAAUCAUUGGAAGAAAUGAAUGCGCGCUUUCUAGAUCUCGUCAGUCAACGUGGAGGCAAUGCUUUGUUGAUCUACGACAGCAGUGAUGAUUUAGACGUCAUCAGACAUGUAGUUCCUUCUUGCAACAUGAAAGUUCACGUUAUCAUUACGACGAGAUGCAGAGAUCACGUGCUGAUGCGAGAAGGCAAUGUGAUCCAACUGCCAGAGUUGGAUGAAGACGCAGCCGUCGAGUGUUUGUACAGUUGGGCUGGAAAAUGCAACGAUGACGGGAAGAUGUCAGAAAAGGAAUACAAUGAGAUCAAAGGUAUAGUGACCGAUGGACAAGUAAAGCUAUUGCCACUGGCCAUUCGACGUGUUGCAACAUUGACGAAGAAAACAGGGGUUACUUUCAGGCAGAUGAGAGAAAAACUGUCGUUGAAGAAAGAGAGCGUUCGUUAUCCAGUCGAUGAUCUAGAGGACAUAUUACGUGGUUGGGGACUGCAGCAUCUACAGCACAAGCUAACCAGUUCGGGCAUUGCACGGAUCGACCAAAUUCUAGAUGUCGAUGUCGCCUCACUGGCCAAAUCGUGCGACAUUUGUACGAGUGAUGAAGAGAAGCUGAAGAAUAUGAAGGAAAGACUAAAAGUCGACAGGGAAGCACCGAUGCAAUGGGAUCUCGAUCUAGAAGAAGUGGCAAGAAGGUCCGAAGAUGCAGAGAAAAUUCUCAGUUUUACUUCUCUGAUGGAGACGAGCGCCAUUCCUACUGAUGUUCUUUUUGCAGCUGUGAUGAGGGAAGGAGAGUCGAGGAUUGGAGGAAAUGAGUUUGACGUCUCUCUGCAUUUGCUGUCCGACGACUUUUCUCUGCUCACAUUGAAUGACGAGGAAUGCACAUGUGCGAUUCAUGCGCUUGUUCAGCAGUCCGUUGUAAGCCACAUGAAGAGAAGAGACAAAUUCCUACCUUUUCUCAUUUGUUUGACAAAGUGUAUGCAAGACAUGUUACCAAAUUCUGGUGAGGCCAUGGCACGCAACCUCAACAACAGCAAGUUGAUUGCAUUGGCUCCACACGUUUACAGCGUUUGUGAUCACAUCUUGAAAUCGAAAUGUAUACAGCAAGAAUGUCUAAAGCUCUUGCAGUUUUCUUGUUUGUUGGCAAAAUGUUUGCACGACAUUCCAACAGCCAAGCAUUUAGCAGAAGAGAUAUUGAAAAUUCGUCGUCAACUCGGCACUGGCAGUAUUAACGAUGCAAUUGAAAUGAGCAGCAGUCUGAUUUCUGUUGGUGAUGCGUACAAUCUAAUGAGUAGACCUGACAAGGGGAAGCCAUACUUUGAAGAAGCCGUGCAAGUAUUGCAAGCAUUUGGCGACGACAGUUCUCUUCCUAUGAUAUAUGGUGUGGGGUUAAGACGGAUUUACUUGCAGAUUGUGAUCACUCUAGAGCUGUCGAGCUCUCGUGGCCAUCACGUUUUCUUUGGCGAUAGCAUGUUGAGCCAUGUCUACAAUGGCAACUGGAUCGCGAUCAAAUCGCGAUCCGAUCACGAUAGAUCAUCCGAUCCACAUCGCGAGGUGGAUUCGAUUCACAUCGGUUCGCUAUCACUUGAAUUCACUCUGCAACGUUUAGCAGAUAGCUACAGGCAAAUGAAAAACUUUGAAGACUCAGAGCGACUGUUUACUAAAGAGCUUAACUGGAGGAGAAAACGGGGAGGAGAUGAAGGAAACAUUUCAAGUGGAUUUACAUCUGCAUCUCAAUUUUAG
Molecule: messenger RNA, 2694 nt
Organism: Corticium candelabrum
Lineage: Eukaryota; Metazoa; Porifera; Homoscleromorpha; Homosclerophorida; Plakinidae
Exons: 13
Coding region: 61-2694 (877 amino acids)
Biological process (GO): regulation of apoptotic process
Molecular function (GO): ADP binding; protein binding
Source: RefSeq, a predicted model, not a curated record